AUGAAAGAGGUUCGCGUUCGUCGCCAGACCCGGCGUCUCCACCACUGGCCCGAGAUCCAGCUCAAUAUCUGGCUAAUCGUGGUACUAUCCGCCUCCGCAACAUGCCUGGGCAUCUUCUCAUGGUUUAUGAUCGUGCAAUCGCAAAUGGACCUAGGGACACCAUGGCUCUUUCCAUACAUGGUUGUUGUCAGCGCCUUGGGCGUGACGUUCUUCUUCAUCGUCCAGGUCCUUGUGGCUCGAGGGCCGCUGCUGCCAGGAAUUCUUCUGGUGGGAAGCUUCAUUCUCUUUGUUCUCUGGUUGACUGGAUUGAUCGAGACCUCUCUCCAACUGUACGGAGUGUCGGGCAAUGUCAAUGACAACUGCCAGAUCUGGGUUGUGGAAAACGAGUCUCGUGGAAACAACAUCAACACGUUGGCGUGGCUGACUCAAAGUACAAUCUGCAACUGUUGGAAGACUGCUUUUGCGUUUGAACUAGUCAACACACUAUUCUACCUGUGGAUGAUCUUCAUGUCGUGGCAGGUUCACCGAAACUAUUAUCAUUGA
Messenger RNA from Penicillium diatomitis, 543 nucleotides. RefSeq lists its product as uncharacterized. The transcript is spliced from 3 exons. The record is from RefSeq and is a predicted model, not a curated record. Bases 1 to 543 code for a protein of 180 amino acids. NCBI's taxonomy places the organism in Eukaryota, Fungi, Ascomycota, Eurotiomycetes, Eurotiales, Aspergillaceae.